This is a messenger RNA of Funneliformis geosporum, 1602 nucleotides long. Lineage: Eukaryota; Fungi; Glomeromycota; Glomeromycetes; Glomerales; Glomeraceae. The record is from the annotation of a GenBank genome assembly.
AUGCCAUACGCUCCAGAUAAUAGUAACCUUAUGCUUCCCGUAGCAUCACACGUGCACCAAAGCUAUGGAGGAUUUCAUCAUUUUGGUCCAGCAGGAGGAUAUCCGCCUCAUACUCCACCUCCACAUCCUCCAACCUAUAAAUCAGAACUUCAUGAUACUCACGCAAAUCCUCCCCUAAUGAAUCAUGGUGGUCUAAUGCCCUCAACGACUCUCCCUUCCGUAAGUCCCGUUCCUGUAUCCUCACAACCGGCGCUUUCUCCGAUCUCAUCACUUAAUGGAGGAAAUACCGGCAACGAGUAUCACAUGUCUCAUCAUAUUCACCAACAUCAAGCCAACUCUGCGACAAAUGCGAACACUUAUCACAAUUCUCCUCAUCUUGAACACGCGCAACAAUUAAAUCAGGAAGUUUCAAAUUACAGCAACACCGUUUCUCCCGUUAGCAUGCCAUCUCCACCCGCCAGCAUCCCCCCUUCUCAAUCUAAUUUACGAUUCGAAAUCAUCCUUGAGGCUCCAACUGCUGCUGCUCAACGUACUGAUGAGACCCCAAUGACCUACCUCAAUAAAGGUCAAUAUUAUGGUUUUUGCAUUCAGGAUCAAGAUAAAUUUGAUGGAGAAUUCAUAACUACGAUCAAAUUAAUGUUUCAUGAUGAUACCCAUCGUAAAUUGGCUUCAACUUAUUGGAGCUUUUGGUUAACACAACAAACCUCUCCAAAGAAUGCGAGGGCUAUUGAUAUUGAUAAAGCUGCGUCAACAGGACUUAGUAAUGUAGAAACAAAGACCUUUGAUCGUAUACAAUUUCGUUGGAAUGGCAAGAAAGGAGCAAAGCUUUUCAUCCGAUUUAGUUGCCUUUCCACUGAUUUUUCACGGAUAAAGGGAGUGAAAGGAAUUCCUUUAAGAAUUCAAGUGGAAACCAAGAGUGAUAAUGGUACCACUUGUUCAAUCUUGGAGAAAUCGUUUGCCAAGAUUAAAUUAUUUAGGGAUAAAGGCGCUGAACGUAAAAAUAAGGAUGAUCAGAAACAUCUCGAGAAAAUGUGUGAAAAGAUGAGAGGUAAAACACAGGAGACGACACCCAUGAUCAUGAUGUAUGCGCCCCCACAUCCCGUGACAUUAUUUAAUGAGAUGGCGGGCACCAAUGAUGUAACCGAUGAUGAUGAUGUGUUGAACCUUUCUGAAUCGUUAAAUAACCUUGAAGAUGUUGAAGGAGGUGAUCUUAUACCUCUUCCGUUGGGUAAACGUAGAAGGUUUUCGAUGGGACCUGAUUUCUUGGAACCAUUAGAUUGUGACCCAACAUACAUUCCACAUUUAAGAAAACGACGAGCAGUGCUUUGUAUCUAUGUUAAGCUACCGGGAGAACCUGCUUAUCGUGCCAUUUACUUGAACCAUCUCACUGUUCAAGACCUUACAUCAAAAUUAUCUGAUAAGCUCUCUGAAAAAAUUGAUCUUCAAGGUCAGCAGAUUUCAGGUAUUUUUAGGUCAACCAAACGAAACCUUACCGUUCGUAUUGAUGAUGACACGAUUCAUCAACUUGAAGAUGAAACGGAUAUGGAAGUCGAUGUUCAACUUAAUCAAGAUGGAACAUUUCAAUUAACGUUGAAGUAUUAA